Diorhabda sublineata is the source of this 2586-nucleotide messenger RNA. It is a transcript of the gene Srp72, whose product is annotated as signal recognition particle subunit SRP72. The record is from RefSeq and is a predicted model, not a curated record. Gene Ontology annotation, molecular function: ribosome binding; 7S RNA binding; protein binding. NCBI's taxonomy places the organism in Eukaryota, Metazoa, Arthropoda, Insecta, Coleoptera, Chrysomelidae. Gene Ontology annotation, cellular component: signal recognition particle, endoplasmic reticulum targeting. Bases 132 to 2105 code for a protein of 657 amino acids. Gene Ontology annotation, biological process: SRP-dependent cotranslational protein targeting to membrane. The transcript is spliced from 10 exons.
GCAGUUCGAGUAUGACAUGAUUAUGACAACAGCAAUUAUACAUGACGUGACAUUUACCAUUUUUAUAUUUUACAUAUUGUAUAAAUUUUCUUGUUUUUAAUAAGGUUGUGUAAUUUGACCAAUUAAAACUCAUGAUGACGGAGAAAACCGCAAAAGAAAAAACUUUAAUUGCCCAAUAUGCAGAACUAAAUCGAUUAGGCCAAAAUGGGGAAUAUGAAUGGGGAUUAAAAGCAGCGAAUAAAAUUAUUGGUGUGGCACCACAUGAAUUCCUAGCAUUUCAGUGCAAAAUGGUUUGCCUAAUCCAAUUAUCUCGCUUUGAUGAAGCUAUUUCACUUAUGAACAAAAAUCCUCAGUGGACACAGAGCUUGAUAUUUGAGAAAGCUUACUGUUACUAUCGCGCUAAUAAGCCUGAUGUGGCUCUAAAGACCAUUGAUUCCAGUGAAAAAGAGCUUGACUUUCGUUGUAAGGAAUUGAAAGCCCAAAUUUUAUACCGGCUAGAACAAUAUCACGAUUCUGCUAAUUUAUAUCGUAAUAUUAUCAAGAAUAUGCAUGGUGAUGACUAUGAAGAUGAAAGAUAUACAAAUCUAAGCGCUGUAAUGGUUCAUUUGAAAUCUGAUGAUGCAUUGGAUACAAUUGAGGAAUUUAAGGAGACAACUUAUGAACAAUGUUAUAAUAAAGCUUGUUUACUAAUUGAGAAUGAGAACUAUGCAGAAGCUGAAAAAAAGCUUAGACAGUGUGAAAAGUUAUGCAGAGAAAUGCUGGAAGAAGAUGAAACUAGUGAAGAAGAAAUUGAUAUUGAACUAGCAUUAAUUAAAAUUCAGUUGGGUUAUGUUUAUCAAAAGCAAGGAAGAGUCAAAGAAAGUCAACAACUUUAUACAACCAAUUUAAAAUUGAAACUUGAUGAUAUUGCUCUGAUGGCAGUAGCUAGCAAUAAUAUUGUUUGUAUUAACAAAGACCAAAAUCUAUUCGAUUCAAAAAAGAAAAUGAAAGUAGCAUUAAAUGAUAACUUAAAUUUCAAGUUACCAUCAAAACAAAGGAAACUGAUAGCCCUAAAUAAUGCAAUCCUAAAUUAUUAUAUCAAUCAGACUGAUCAGUGUGAGAAAGCAUGUAAACUUAUAGAUGAGAAAUGGCCUGAAUUGCACUUGCAAACUACUAUUUUACGUGCACUUAAUUUAAUCAAAGCUGAUAAACCUAAAGAAGCUAUCGAGCUGUUGAAAAAAUCCAAAACAAAAGAUGAUAAUCUUUACAUAAAUUUAUGUAUAGCACAGAUAUAUUUGAUGCAAGGAGAGAAACUGGAGGCCUGCCAAGUGUUGGAAAACAUUGGAGAAUCUAGAUACAAGCCUGGUAUAGUAGGAGCUCUAACUACCCUGUAUUUAGGCAUUGGGAAAGAAGAGACUGCUUUGAAAAUAUUUGAAAAAACUGUUGAAUUUUACAAAAAGAAUAAGGUGCGAGGGGUCGAUUUAUCCAAUUUAUGGAGACAAGCAGCUGAGUUUCACAUUAAAAAAGGUUUACCGCAAGUAGCUGCUAAUAGCCUAGAAGAAUUAUUAAAAACUAAUAAAAACGACACUAAAUUGAUAGCUCAAUUAGUUUUAGCAUAUGCACAGUUUGAUGAGCCGAAAGCUUUGAGAUGUAGUAAUCAAUUAAUGUCAGUCGAUGAAAUUGCAAAAGAUGUAGAUCUUGAUACAUUGGAAACUACUGCUCUUCCUACUAUCAACUUUAAUAAAAAGACUCCAGCUGUAAAUCAAGAAUCACUUCCUAGCACUCCAAAGGACGAAUCACUGAAGAAAACUAGAAAGCACAAAAAACGUAAAGGAAAAUUACCUAAAAAUUGUGAUCUUUCUGUCCCACCAGAUCCAGAGCGUUGGUUACCCAAAUAUGAAAGAACUGGAUACAGAAAGAAAAGGGAUAGGAGAUCAAAAGAAGUUAUAAAGGGAUCUCAAGGAACUGCUUCUGGACAAGCAGAACAAUAUGACUUCUCAAAGUUUGUUGAUGAUUCAUCAACUGACACUGCAAGUAAUUCUGUUGAUCCAAGUCCAAAACCACCAUCAAAAUCUACUCAACAUCAACAGAAGAAGAAUCAAAAGAAAAAAGGCAAAAGACGUUAAUAACAUUCAUUAUAAAAAUGUUGUUUUUAUAUUAGAAGAGAAAAGCGAAUACCAGUUCAAUUCGAAAAAAAUACAAUCCUUUGGAUAGUUAAAAAAAUAGGAAUCUAUUCUGUUUCUCAUAUUAUAUUUAUUUUUGAAUCACAUAUGGAAUCCAUAAAAUCUAUCAGGAGAAUUCUUUGUUCCUCGAAUGGAGAGUACAGCUUACUAUUGCUGGAUAAUUAUUGAGAAAUAUAAAUGCCAGUAUAAGUGAUUUUUUUAUAGUAUAUUAGUAUUAUACAUUUAAUUUUCAUUAUAGCGUUAUAAUUAAUAUUUAUUUCAAACUUUUUCUCUUGCUUUUCUUACAUUCAAAUUGUAGAUACACCAACAAUAGGAUUUUAUAGAUCGCUCGAUUUAUCUCAGGGUUUUUUCUGUUGUACGAGUUAUUGGUUUUCGCUAUUCUUUUCAUCGUAUUUGUAUAUUAAUAAACAUUAAAUAUAUUAAA